AUGGCUAGCAAAGAAUAUUACGAACGUUGGUUAGAAAUAAAGAAACAGUUGGAAAUUGCCUUAACUGCAGAUCAAAGACUUCAACAUUUAGCGACAGAAAGUAUUGGUAUAAAACCUCAGAGUACGGCUGUGGAAUUAGUGGCCAAGGUGUAUGCCCAGUACUGCCUUUUAUAUAAUAAGCUAUGCGAGUGUUAUGACCAAAUGGAUCAAAUACAAAGACGACCCUAUAUAAAAAUAAUAAUUGAUACUGUCACUUGUCGUUUAUUGGAACUGAAAUCUACAUUAGAAGCAGUAGAAGUGUUUGAAUUCACGUACCCUGAAAAUGCAUUGCAACAACUGCUUAUUGUCCCCCAUGAUAUAGAAAUACUUUGUCCAUUUUUUUAUCCGUUUGAAACAAGACAAAAAGAAAUGCAAUAUAUUAUUGACCAAAUAUUCUCUGGCAAUCGCAUUGGUGAUCCCACACCUACGCCAUCAGAAAUAGAACGUCGAGAGCAGGCACGUAUUGAAGAAGAAAUAAGAAUACAGGAAGAAAAAGAAGCUCAAUUAAAAAUUAAAAUAGCUUUAGGUGAGGAUAUAGAGUCCGUUAAAUCAGAAGUACUUAGCCCUGAAGAAUUGGAAAAAAGAAAAUUAGAAGAAGAAUACAAUACACAUAUUAAUAACAUUCAACGUAUGGAGCGUUCCAGAUAUGUUAUAAGAGAGAAGAACCAAAAAUUUAAUAAAGACGCUGCUUUAUAUUUGGAACUCGCAGGGCUUAAGAAACCUGAAGCUUCAGAAAAUAUGAAACAAAGGGCGGCUGCGUUAAUUCAAAAAAUUUAUCGACGGUUUAUGGAGAUUAAGCGGGAGCAGCUCAGGGAUAAUCAGCUAAAAGAAAAGCUUCAAAUGAUUAUACCUUCACGUUAUAUUCCGUCGGCUAAAGAUGAGUUACGAAAAGUGCAAGAAAUCCGUCGCAGUUUCAGACAAAAAUAUCAUGAGAAAUGGUUAGUAGAAAACAUUAAAGAAAAAACUCGUGUUUUAAAAUUAAGAGAAGGUGAUAUUAUGGAAGAUAUUUCUGCUGAAAUAAGAGAAUGGUUUCAGGAUUGGUACAAUAACGUGCGAACAUUUGACGAGUUCCCAUGGCCCGAUGAAGGGGGAUCAAUUUUAGUCGUUAAGGGUGAUACUUUUACUAUUGAAGAAUAUAUUGAAUGGCGAACAGCAGAGGACAAAAGACUAAAAGCAGAAGCUGGAAAUCCAAAAACCAAAGAACAAAUUAAAGCAGAGAAGCUAGAGGCCAAAUUAGAAAAGAAGCGUUUGGAAAAGGAAAGAUUAGAAAAAGAGAAAAAGAAGCUCCUUGAUUAUAAAAAAUCUCGAAUGAAUCCAGACAAUGAUCCUGGUGUGUACAUAAAGAUAGGUAAAAAUUACGAUGAAUUGCAGCAAGCAUGGAAAACAUACCAAAAUCAAUGGAAAGACAUUGAUAUACCAGAAGCGCCUUUAAAUGUUAUAAAAGGAUAUAUAAAAGAGCUUCUAACGGAAAAUGUCUAUAAAGAUAUACAUUUACAACUCCGGCCUAUUGUAGAUGAGAUGAUGAGAUUAGAGUUGAUUGAGCUACAAAAGUCACUUAAAAAUGAUUAUCUUGCGGCUGGAAUAAGUAAUCCACCGCGGAGUCAGAAAAGGAAAAAGCCAAAGAAAAAAAAACAACCGAGGCCUGAUAAAAUAUCCCCAGCUGCUAUGUUUCAAGAACUGUUUGAUCAGGGUAUUAUAAAGGAGCAUCCUCAUUUAAGUCUAGACGAUUUUUGGGGAGAACGCAAUUAUGCGGCCGCUGAUAUGAGAGCUGUAGAAUGGACGCCCUCGUUUCCUCCUCCUUGCUUAGGUGAUGUAAGAGAGCAAGUAAGAGUACGUUGUAUGUUAGCGCUUGGAUCCUCGUGCACCAGUGCGAUCCGAUCACACCUGCUUGUUGGUCCAAGAGGUGCUGGUAAAAGAACUCUGAUAUACGCCUUAGCAACGGAAACUAAUGCAUUAUUAAUAGACCUUUCGCCAUUGAAUGUAUAUAACAAAUUUCCUGGUCCAAAAAAUUUAAAAAAAAUGUUCACGUUUGUUAAUAAAAUUAGCCGAUUAAUGCAGCCUACGAUAAUUUUAGUGGCCGACGCUGACAAAAUGUUUUACAAGAGAGUUCCGAAUGAAGAAAGAAUGUUCGAUCCAUUACGAAUGCAAAAAGACUUUUUCAAGGAAAUAAUUAAACCAAUUACACAUUUAGACAAGAUUUUAGUUUUGGGUACAGCUUCUGAGCCGUGGUUAUCAAAAGCUGCUCCAAUGAGUAAAGCAUUUCCAUCUAUUAUUAUGUUUCCGAGAACAGAUUACGGGAGUAUAUCAUUCUUACUGAAGAAUAUGUUGAUGAAGUAUCAUGGAAUAAAUCGAGAAUUUAAUGUACAUAGUAUAGCACAAGUUUUAAGAGGUUAUGACAUAAAGACAAUAAAAAGAGCCCUUGAUACAAUUAUGGAUGGAAAAAGAAUAACUCAGUUAUACUAUAAGCCCCUACAACCCUCAGAAAUACUUGACGCUGUCAUGAAAGACGAUCGGAGCAACUACGUUGACCAAACGGACUAUGAGAUGUUCUCUCAAUGGUACCUUUCGUUCUCUCCGUGGGGCCAGGAGUAUUUGUAUUAUAUGUCCAUGUUGGAAUCUCAACUAAUGUACAAAAUGAAAGCCGAUAAGAAAAAGAAAAAGUAG
Molecule: messenger RNA, 2703 nt
Organism: Parnassius mnemosyne (clouded apollo)
Lineage: Eukaryota; Metazoa; Arthropoda; Insecta; Lepidoptera; Papilionidae
Source: the annotation of a GenBank genome assembly